AUGGCUCUCGCACUAGAAACUGAGCGCAUCUCUGCGCAAUUCGACUUUUCCGAUGAAGACCUCAAUCGUCAUGUCGAGGAAUUUCUGGAUCAGAUGAGCGAGGGUUUGGAAAAGGAUGGUACCAGCAUGAGCCAAAUUCCUACCUAUGUCACUGGUGUUCCCAACGGCAAGGAAAAGGGGCUCUACCUCGCCGUCGACCUCGGUGGCACCAACUUCCGUGUCUGCUCCGUCACGCUCAACGGCGACACCACCUUUAACCUAACCUACGACAAGGUCCCCAUCCCCAAGGAGUACAUGGUCACCGACUCCGCCACCAAGCUCUUCUCUUUUCUGGCCCUGCAGAUUGAGAAGUUUCUGAAGGAGCACCACAACGACCACUUUGUGAGCCGCCGGAAGCGCCGCCCCACAUUCAGUCUCCCCCAGGGUUACCGCGAGGAGGAAAUCUUCUACCUCGGCUUCACCUUCUCCUUCCCCGUCGAGCAGCUCGCCAUCAACUCGGGCAAGCUGAUGAGGUGGACCAAGGGCUUCGACAUCCCCGACGCCGUCGGCAAGGACGUCUGCGCCCUCCUGCAGGCCGAGAUUGACAAGCUCAGCCUGCCUGUGAGGGUCGCUGCCCUGGUCAACGAUACCGUCGGCACCCUCAUGGCCCGCUCCUACACGUCGAGUGGAGAUCAGCGCUCGCUGCUGGGUGCCAUCUUUGGCACGGGAACCAACGGCGCCUACAUUGAGAAGACGAGCAACAUCAAGAAGGAGAUUGUCGGCGAGUACGACGACUCGACGGGCGAGAUGAUUGUCAACACCGAGUGGGGGUCUUUCGAUAACCAGCUCAACGUGCUCCCCCAGACUAAGUGGGACAAGGAGCUCGACGCCGAGAGCAUCAACCCCGGCUUCCAGAUGUUCGAGAAGAGGAUCUCGGGCAUGUUCCUCGGUGAGAUUGUCAGGCGGGCCGUCGUCGACAUGAUUCGCAACGAGGAGACGUCGCUGUUCCGCGACACCAAUUCGAGCACCAACGACCGCCUGACGACGACCAGCAUCCCCCCUCAGUGCAAAAUGUUCAAGCAGUGGGGCCUCGACACGGCCAUCAUGUCCGUCGCCGCCGCCGAUAACACGCCCGAACUGUCGACGCUGCGCCAAGAGCUCGAGAAGCUCGACGUCUACGCCCCCGCCCUCGAGGACGCCCAGGCCUUCAAGACUGUCUGCAACGCUGUUGCCCGCCGCGCCGCCCGCCUCUCGGCCGUGGCUAUCGGUGCCAUCGCCCUGAAGUCCGGCAAGCUCGAAGACCCCGACGAGAUCGUCGACAUUGGUGUCGACGGCAGCCUGGUCGAGCACUAUCCCUACUUCCGCGACAUGAUCUACGAGGCCCUCCGCUCCAUCGACGGUAUCGGCAUCCAGGGAACCAACCGCAUCCGUAUCGGCAUUGCCAAGGACGGCAGCGGUGUCGGAGCCGCCCUCAUUGCCCUCGUGGCCUCGAAGAUGAAGAAGGGCGAGGAGAACAUCAACGACGUCAGGCGAGAACUCGCCCACCUUCGUGCUCAGGCCGCCGCUCACAGGGCAUGGGUAAACAUGACAAUGGUGGCCGGUGCCGUGGGUAUUGCUGGCAUCGCCACCGCGGCGGCGCUCUGGUGGGCCCGACGACGUUGA
This is a messenger RNA of Geosmithia morbida, 1641 nucleotides long. Its product is annotated as hexokinase. Gene Ontology annotation, cellular component: mitochondrion; cytosol. Gene Ontology annotation, biological process: glycolytic process; intracellular glucose homeostasis; glucose 6-phosphate metabolic process. Lineage: Eukaryota; Fungi; Ascomycota; Sordariomycetes; Hypocreales; Bionectriaceae. Gene Ontology annotation, molecular function: ATP binding; D-glucose binding; mannokinase activity. The coding region runs from base 1 to 1641 and encodes 546 amino acids. The transcript is spliced from 4 exons. The record is from RefSeq and is a predicted model, not a curated record.